CUCAUUUCUCUUCGUACGACUUGCCUCUUCUCUAUUUGACCUCCUGUCAGGAUGGACUUCAGACCUAUGGACCGCAUGGGCGGGUCGGACCAGUCGAUAUUGGAUGAACCGUUCCGACCUUUUUACGCCUUUUGGGCGCCGAAGCCCGUGCUUGUGAAACAGGACAAUUCGUAUGAUCGAGAGGUGUUCAUGGAAAGGCCGUGGUUUGGUGCGCUGCUUUUUGAUAACAUCGCUUCGGAUGCGCGAGACAAUGCCGCGAAUGAGAGAACUUUCCUAUCGUGGCUUCGAUUAUCUGUGUAUAUGGCGAUUGUCUCGGUGGCUAUGAUUAUGUCGUUUCAUCUGAAGUCAAAACCCACAGAACUCGAGAAGAGAUUCUCGCUACCGUUUGGUAUCAUAUUCUGGGCCCUGGCAGUCGCCUGCCUGAUAUCCGGACUAGCGAACUACAUUAGGACGGUUGCAAGAUACAGUCGGCGAGCAGCGCUGGUACAAGCUGGCUGGAAGACACAGGUGGUGUUCACAGUAGUGGCCACAACCAUCGUGGCAGCUUGCGUUUUGCUUCUAUCUACUGGUGCGCAGAGCAAUCGGUAGAUACUUCAUUAUAUCCGUCAAU
Messenger RNA from Trematosphaeria pertusa, 610 nucleotides. RefSeq lists its product as uncharacterized. The coding region runs from base 52 to 588 and encodes 178 amino acids. The record is from RefSeq and is a predicted model, not a curated record. Lineage: Eukaryota; Fungi; Ascomycota; Dothideomycetes; Pleosporales; Trematosphaeriaceae. The transcript is spliced from 4 exons.